Molecule: messenger RNA, 1429 nt
Organism: Anastrepha ludens (Mexican fruit fly)
Lineage: Eukaryota; Metazoa; Arthropoda; Insecta; Diptera; Tephritidae
Product: peptide deformylase, mitochondrial-like
Exons: 2
Coding region: 546-1268 (240 amino acids)
Biological process (GO): N-terminal protein amino acid modification; peptidyl-methionine modification
Cellular component (GO): mitochondrion
Molecular function (GO): peptide deformylase activity
Source: RefSeq, a predicted model, not a curated record
AAGUUUAAAUUUAGCUUAUAAAAGGUUAAUAAAUAAGUUUAAGCUUCAAUGUUAAGAAGCAAAAACCCAUAAGCAAUAGCAAAAGGCUGUCUGCAGUAUCGCUGACAUGAGUUGAAAUUGGAAGAGAGAGAGAGAAGUAUUAUUAGAAUAACUACCGUGGAAUUUUACGGCUACAGAAAGUUUUAGGGCGAUUUAAGAAUAAAUAAAUAAUAUACUGAGCUUGAAUUAAUUCAUGUGUUUUUAUUAUAUGUAAGUCGGUUCGCUUAUCAUGCCGGCAGAGCGCUACCUACUUACCGCAGCGCCAUCGAUAGGAAAGCAGAAAAAACUGCUUUUGGAGGUUUUGUUAUCAUUCUUAUUAUUUUUUUAAUUUAAAAGUCAAAAAUUUUAAAGUCGUAAUAUUCACAAAGGCUUGCACUGAAUAUUCACAACCAAGUAACUUGAAAACAAAGGUAUUCUAAUUGAGUCAAUUGUCGAGUUCGCCAAAAAAUAAGGUAGCUGUUUUCGGAAGGUGCGACCUUUUGUAUUCUCUACAUCGUGGGUUGUUUAUGAUGCAAUUUCAACGUUUACCGGCGUUCGCGUUGAAAACAUCCAACCAGGCGGGAUGGUUUGUGUGCACAAGUAGUAGUAGAGCGAAAUCAUUUCGUAAAAUGUAUCAGGAGGUUUUCACGCCGAAUCUUGUAAACAAACCUCCAUAUGAACAUUUCGUUCAAGUUGGGGAUCCAAUCUUGCGCACAAAGGCAGCAGAAGUGCCCGAGGAACUCAUCAACAGUAAAGAAGUUAAUCUCAUUGCCGAAAAGAUGGUCAAGGUGUUACGAAAGUUCGAUUGCGUUGGCGUUGCAGCACCUCAGAUCGGAAUAUCGUUGCGUAUCAUUAUAAUGGAGUUUCGCGAAGGGCUCAAAGAUCACUUUUCAAAAUCUAUUUACGAAGCAAGAAAGAUGUGUACGCUUCCAUUAACAGUUUUAAUAAAUCCCGUUUUGAGCGUAACUAACUAUGAAAAGCACAAACACCAUGAAGGUUGUAUGAGUGUUCGCGGUUUUUCCGCCGAAGUGGAACGCUAUGAUUCCAUUUUAAUAAAGGGGAAAACCCUAGAAGGAGUAGAAAAAGAAAUGCAAUUAAGUGGUUGGAAUGCAAGGAUUGCGCAACAUGAGAUGGACCAUUUAGACGGCAAGUUGUACAUCGACCACAUGGAUCGUGCAACAUUUACAUGCACUUGUUGGGAAACUGUCAAUACCAAAGGCGGCCGUGUAGAAAUACCAUUUUAUAAAUAGCAAAUUUAAGUUAUUUUUUUUCUCUAGUCUUCGCUCUAAAGUGAAAAGAUUUUUCUAAAAUCUAUAAUAAAAAUGUUAAUUAAAUUUAUAAAUAUACAUAUGUACAUACUUAAAUUUUCUAUAAUUAAAAUAAUCACAGUUAUAUUACUUCAACCUUCGCA